Saprolegnia diclina VS20 is the source of this 5188-nucleotide messenger RNA. RefSeq lists its product as hypothetical. NCBI's taxonomy places the organism in Eukaryota, Oomycota, Saprolegniomycetes, Saprolegniales, Saprolegniaceae. The coding region runs from base 25 to 5124 and encodes 1699 amino acids. The transcript has a single exon. The record is from RefSeq and is a predicted model, not a curated record.
AACGCCGACGCACCUUUUCGCGCGAUGCUUAUCGGGCUCGCCUUCCUUGCCGCCUUCCUUGGCGCGAGCGUCUGGUACAUUGCGAUCGUGGCGCCAACGCUCGCCAACGACCACUUUUGGUCGGGCUUUGAGGCGUCCGCAGCACAGGCGUACUUGCUCGACGUCUACCGCAUGCAGCUCACGACGACGGCGUCUGCGACCCUCGACCUCGGCUCGCCGUCUCAAGCCAUUUUAAAGCCCUACAGCCUGUCUACCACAUCGGGGCAUGUCAACCCCGCGUACCCGCGUGCCUUGGCCCUGGCCCGCUACAGCUCGCUCGAGGACGCUGUCGAGCAUCUGCGCACCCUCGGCGUCUACCUCUCGACGAUGUUUUGCUGGGCCGACUUUGGCCGGCGCUGGGAGGUUGGGCACACGGCCGCUCGCCAAGCGCGUUGUGACGCGACGAACGGCGCCGUGUACUUGGAGGCGUACCUCCGCAACGUCGACGCGUGGGCAGCCAUCGACGUGAGCAUUGUCUUUGUGAACGCGAUCGUACAGCAGCCGCAAGGCGCUGCGUGGUGGACAAGCGUCCUAGCGCCGCAGGUGUCGGUCGCAGACGAGGCAGCUUACUGGCACAGCUGUCAAGUAACCAGUUUUCAAGCGCAGUGGUCCAACGACUACCAACUCGGGCUCGUAGAGACCAUUGCCGUGCGCAACAUGCUCGGGUGGCACCAGGCGCUGACUGUGUCGGCGAUCGCGUUCGCAGACCGGGGGGCGCUCGGCACGUCGCUCUUCCUCAACCCUUCCUUCUCAUACAACCUCUGGAUUGCGCAGGCCAACUACGGCGCCGGUCUGAACACCAGCAUCGUUCGCAACCUCCCCGACUACAUGGGCGACGGUGAGCUGGAGCAGUACACGGGUGUCUACCUCGCGACGCCUGCGAGCGUCAUCGUCCACGAGUGUCUGGGUCCGCUCACGGCCGUCGACUUGUAUCUUGUCGCUCCACCCUACGCUCUCGUGACUGCCCUCCGAGCGGUCGAAUCUGCCAUCGCCGUCGCACUGCAAGCCGACGACGAUCUUCUUACAGCGUAUGCACUGCUGCCGUCGCCGACACUCGACCCGGUCCCUCGCGCCUGGUCGUCUGGUGACUUUGUGUUUUACGGCGGCAGUCCACUGUGCUUGUACCACCCUGGCACCACCAGUGUGCUGCAGUCGUUUGCCUUCGACGACACGUGCAACGCACUCGUGCCGAGUCACUUGAAUGUUCACCCGAUGGCCGCGAUGGUGGCGUCCUUGGCCGUCGACGCAGCGGACGACCCGUGUGCCCUGUGCAGUGCUAGUACGCGAGCCGCUUGCAGCUCUCUUCGUGCAGCAACAACGAUGAUCCUGCGCAACACUUCUCUGCGCGACGAGAGGGCGACGCUUCUGUCGACGGCGCACGCCGUUCUCGACGACAUUGAGGUCGUGCAGCUGGCGAUGACAAGGUCGCAAGCGCCAAUUCUGCUGCGCCACGCACUUCUCGGCGCUGGUGACUGGGAAUACUUUGGCUGGAUCGCGCUCAUGGACUGGGUGUACGGCGACCGCGAGGUCGUCUCGUUUCAAGGCGACGUCGCAACAGUCCACAUCAUGUCGGAGCCGCUGCCGCCCAUCGUCGUCACCCCGAAUGCGCUCGAAGUUCCUAAGAGCACGAGCCUCUGUCUCUACUCCAACCUCGUAACCUCCACAAGCAUUUUGGUCGUUGUCGCCGUCAUUGCAGCCGCCGGCGCCGAUCGACAGAGCGGCAACCACCUGCUCUGUUUCUUUCGCGUUGCCGGACCCGUCUGGGUCGGCCGACCGCUGCUGCUCUUGCGUGCUCUGCCCGCCAUGGCCGCGCUGUGCACUGCACCGCUCACGUUUCACGGUGACGCUCGCUUGGGUCGGUUCGACCAAACGCCUCGGCCACUCCUGCACACGUGCGUCCUUGCGCUUGAAGCGACGUGGAUCACGACGGUCGUCAACGAUAUCUUGCUCGUUGUGACCACCCGCCGCGCCCGACGCGCCGCCGUCGUGAGUGGCGCGCUUACUUGGCUAGGACUUGUGAUGUUUGAUGUUGCGGCGCCGCUGGAAGCGCACGCGACAGUGGAGCGGACCUGCAGAAGCCAAGACGGUGUACUGCACUGCGCCAGCGGAAUUGUCGCGAUUGGCUCGCUGGACCGCGCGUUUUGCAUGCUAGCUCUCAUGGCGCUGGCGUUGUUUUGCGGCUACGUCUGCAUACCCCCCGAGCGCGCACUUCGCGAGACGCCCAAAGACGCACAUUUCGUGCCGGCGAGCGUCAUCGCUUACGUGGCACCCUCGUGCGAAAGCUGGCCCAUCGACCACGCGACCGCGGUCAUGAGCGGCUUCUUCCGGUGUCGCGUUGGGUCUAGGGUCUACAUGCUCGACCUGAAGCUCUGGCGAGUCUUUACGACGGACGUUGGCCCCCGGGUCGACCCUAUUUUGGCCAUCGACACCCACCUCGUCGCUGUCGGUCACACAUCGUGGCGUGCGCGCGGCAAGGUCAUUGCGGGCCUAGCUUACGUGACGUUUUCUGCUGUGGGUAGCAUCUCGUACCUCCAGCUCUCGACCGUCAACUUGGGCAACGACAUGUACUGGGCGACGUUCAACACGUCUGGCAUGCACACGUUUGUCGCCAACUGGUUUCACCGCGAGUUCAUGACGGAGCACAGCAGUGUCCGCCUCGACGCGCCUGAGUUUGCCGACGUCUUGAUCGACUACGGGUCACCCGAAGCGCUCAUUCAGUACUCGCCCUUGCGAGCGCGGGCCAUCCAGUCCGAGAGCGGGUCGGAAUUGUUGAUGAUGCUGCAUGGUUUGCGUGAGAUGGACGGAUGCAAUGUGCCUUGGAUCGCAACCAUGUACUGCUGGGUGGACUUUGAUCAAACACUCGAGAUGGCGUCGUCGUCCCGUCGACAGGCGCGCUGCCGUGAUCAGUAUGCGUCCAACGGCGCCGUCUUCUUGGAGGCGGUUUUGCGCAACAUCGGUCGAGCCGCGUUUUUAGCUUGCUGGGGCGACUCGUUUGAACGUGGAAUUGCCUCGGCUGUCCGCGUCUUGCGCCCGUCGUGGCUUGCGUCGCUGCCAUCGACACCAAUCCCAGUGACGCAAGAAAUCUUACUUUGGCGCUCGCAUAGCAUUGCGUCCUUCACCACGCAGUGGCAAAACUACAAGUCGAUCGGACUCAACGCGGGUUUCUCGGUCACCAACACCCUCGGUUUCUCGUACGACUUUAGCAUCGAAGCCCACAACGGCGCGUUCACAAUCGAGUCGUCGACGUCGCGGAGCUUUUACUGGACGUUUGCCAGCGACCUCUGGGCUAUCGCCAACAACGGAUCUCAGAUCGUCGGUCUCUCGCUCGUGCGACAGAGUCCCCAGUUUGCCUUUUUGAAUCACUCGGCCCAAGACAUGUACAUGCAGAACGGCACCGUGCCGUCGCCGCUCAGCAUUGGCGCGUCGAUCGUCGCAUUGAGCAUCGGACCGUUUGGCGCCGUCGACGUCCGCCACGUGGCAGCGCCAGCCGCGCUGCGUCAGUUCGUGCAGAGCAUCACGCGUGCGACCGCCGAGGCGUUGGCCACGCGCAGUGACGCGCGCGAGGCGUACGCGUCCUUGGAGCUCCUGGCUCAGCUGACGCCGAUACCACUCGCGAUCAACAAGACGCUGUACAUGGGCGCGGGCGCCAGUGUCCUUUGCCAUAGAGCUUUCGGCGUGUUCAACUAUACGGUAUCGAUGGCGCAGUUUCUCGGGUCCGAUGCGCUCUGCAGCCGCAUGCAAGGCGAGUGGCUCUACCCAACAAAGAACCAAGCGCUCGUGGCCUCCAUCGCGUCAGGUAUCGCGCUCACCUCCGAGGCAACGAUGCGACAGGCUUGCAGCACCGAAGCACUCAAUCCCAAGGGCUGCGGCAAUUUUGUCACCAACGUUGCGGCGCUGGCGUCAACGCUCUUCUCUGCCGAGUCUUUGGCCGCCAACCGUCGCGAGGCCAUUGCGCUGGAAGCCAACGAUGCGCGCGUGGGGUUUACGCAGUUUUUGUAUCGCACCGAGACCGCGUCGUACGAGCUGUUCUUCCAGAAGCUCUUUGAGGAGCCUGGCAUGCAUUUUGCCAGCUGGACCAUGGUCUACGACUGGGCGGUCGACGCGCGGGAGGUACUCGCUUUUGACGGCGAUAUCGCGUCCUUUGCCGUCCUCUCGACGACGUCUCGCGCCGUGUCGAUGGCCGCCAACACGAUCGAGAUGCCGGUCAACGUUGUCGUCUUCUUGCGAACGCUGUGCCAGUACGUCUCGGGCGUCCUCGCAGUCAUCGCGCUCGUUGCCAUUGGGUACACUCUCCUGAAUGCGUUUACGACCGAGGGUCGAAACCUCUUUCUUCUCAACCGAGUCGCCGGCGCCGUCUGGGUCGGCCGACCGCUGCUGUGCGUGCGCAGCUUGACGGCGCUUUGUAUAUUGAGCACGGCAACGCUGCAAUUGCAGCGCACCGACUUUGUCACCACUGUGACGACGUCGCGUCAAGACGUGAGCCGGACGCUUUUGACAUUCUCGAGGGUCCUCGCGGCGAGCGAGCUCGGCUGGCUUGUCUACACGCUCGAAGACGCUUUCAUGAUCUACACGAGGGAGUACGCGUCACGGUACACGACCAAAACGGCGCUGCUGACGUGGCUUGUGGCCACGAUCCUGAGCUUCGCGAGCCCCGUCGAGCACAGCGUGCGUCUCCAGCCACUUUGCACGGUCGUCGAAAUGGACUUGUCGCUCGCGUGUCAGACCGGCGACGUUGCGAUCGGGUCGCAGACGCGGCUCCUCGUGCUUGUGGCGAUCGCGGUAGCAAUCUCGAGCACUUUUUACGCCACCGCCCGCCUCGUUGGUGCCCGCGCUCGGGUCGUCGACGCCUUCGAGUCGCACUUGACCUCGUGUGGCGCCAAGUACCUUUUCGAGUCGACCGACUGGGUCCACGACCAUGUCCAGCACAUCGACUACGCCUCGGCCGCGCUCACGGGGCUCCUCGCGUGGCCGCUGAGCGAGUCGUCGGUCGCUGUUUUUGACAUCAAGACAUGGCGGACGCUUACGAUCGAGCGGACGCGCCUGGCGUCCCACGCGCUCUCCCGCGCGAUUCCGCUACGUCAAUGAUUGGCGUCAAAAAGGUCAGAUAAAUGCUGAAUUUAAGAGCCAGCCAAUCAAAUGCGCUUUUUAU